Messenger RNA from Exophiala aquamarina CBS 119918, 3150 nucleotides. RefSeq lists its product as uncharacterized. The transcript has a single exon. Gene Ontology annotation, molecular function: small GTPase binding. Gene Ontology annotation, cellular component: nuclear envelope; cytosol. The record is from RefSeq and is a predicted model, not a curated record. Gene Ontology annotation, biological process: protein import into nucleus. Bases 1 to 3150 code for a protein of 1049 amino acids. NCBI's taxonomy places the organism in Eukaryota, Fungi, Ascomycota, Eurotiomycetes, Chaetothyriales, Herpotrichiellaceae.
AUGCCUUCCUUUGCCAUUGAAGUUGAAGGAGAAACCAACCCAUUGAACAGGCAGGCUGUCAUCUCCACCCUUGCAAAUGCUUCCAGAGGUUUCCCGACCCCGCAAGCACUGAAAGCUGCCACCCAACAGAUUGGUAAUUGGGAGAAGACUCCUGGCUAUUACGCACUUCUUCAGGAUGUCUACGCUGAUUUCUCUCUUGACGAAGCUGUCCGGUUUCAAGCGAUCAUUCAAUUGAAGAAUGGAAUCGAUAAAUACUGGAGGAAAACAGCAACUAACACCAUAGCCAAGCCUGAGAAGGAUCAGAUCAGAUCUAGAUCCAUUGAUGCUGGUGUCAAAGAACCGAUUUCUGCCCUCUCUCUUCACAAUGCUCUCAUGUUGGCGAAGAUCGUUCGAUACGAGUUUCCUCAUGAUUGGCCAGAUGUUAUUCCAGUCAUUAUUCAACACCUUCGUAAUACAAGCCAGGACCCUAAUGCAACUCUGUACACCUCAAAUAUCUUGACUAUUACUCUGCAGGUGAUUAAAGAGCUCGCUUCAGGAAGACUGCAGAGAACGAAAAAGAGCCUCCAACAAGUGGCCUCGGAACUCUUGCAAGUCCUUGGCAGCCUUUACAUCAGCCUGGUUUCGAGGUGGCAUUUAAAUCAGACUCAGGCUGAUAUGACAAGUGCUCUCAAUAGCCAUUCUGCACUGAAGACACUCAGAAGAUUGCUCGUUGUUGGAUUCGAGAGUCCCCAUCGUGAGGAAGAUGUCCGACAGUUUUGGGCCCUCCUCCAGACCCAGCAAGAUGCCUUUUGGACCUCUUAUAAUCGCACUUCCUCCGCCGAACUCAAGACAGUCUUCAUGAAGCACCUUCUGCAGCUAUCUAAGCUCUACUUAGACAUGGCUCGCAACCACCCAGCCUCUUUUGUGCUACUGGGCUGUAUGGACAUCCUUAAUCAUUCCUGGAACAUUAUCAACCAGACUGACGCCAAGUCCGCGCUGAACGGCAACUUUGAUUGGAAUGUAUACCGGAAUGGCGACAACACUGAAGAGUCACCUACAGAAAAGCUCGCGCUCAAAGCACUCCUCUUGUUUCGGGCUUGUCUGAAAAUGGUUUUCAACCCGGUGCAGACCUUCAAAUAUCAGACACCACAAGACAAAGAUGACAGAAAGAAUGCAGUAGACCACAUCAAGGAUACGGUCCUCACAAACGACUUCGUGCUCCGCCUCAUGGAGUUGUUGGUCACAAGAUACUUCGUCUUGCGACCAUCAGACUUACGAGAUUGGGAGGAAGAGCCUGACGAGUGGGAACGGAGAGAAGAAGAAAUUGCAGAUGCUUGGGAAUUUUCAAUUCGAUCUUGUUCUGAGAAACUCUUUCUCGAUCUGGUCAUCAAUUUCAAGGAACUCCUCGUUCCUCGAUUGUUGGAUGUGUUCCAACAGUACGCAACGACUUCAAGCAACAAUGUUUUGCUCAAGGAUAGCCUGUAUUCAGCCAUUGGCAUCGCGGCGGCUUGCAUUGAAGAUGUGCUCGAUUUUAACGCUUUCCUAAGAACAACAUUGGUGCCUGAGGUACAAAUGGUCCAGCCCAAUUACAACCUUCUGCGGCGUCGUACUGCAAUCCUUCUCGGGCAGUGGGUUCCGAUCAAACCUGAAACUCUCGACCGAGUGGCAGUCUACCAAAUCUUCACGCACCUACUUACAAGUGAUGAGCAAUUGAACGAUCAGGUGGUACAAGUUACAGCCGGUAGACAACUGAGAAUGGUGCUUGAUCCUUUCGAAUUCAACUACAAUGAUUUCCAACCAUACGCAACACCACUGCUUUCAAGCCUCAUGGCGCUGAUAGCAAGGACCGAAUUAUCUGAAACCAAAAUGGCUUUACUGGAGACUGUUAGAGUUGCAGUCACGAAACUCGAAGGUCACAUCGAACCUUACGCACAGGGUAUUAUGUCCAUGCUGCCCCAACUUUGGGCUGAAUCUGGAGAAGAACAUCUUAUGAAACAAGCAAUUCUUACCAUGAUCACAGCGAUAGUCACCAGCCUCGGCCAAAAGAGUCUUUCUUAUCAUGCAUCUGUCCUGCCCAUUAUCCAUGACUCUAUCCAGCCGGACUCUGAGGCUAUCGUCUACCUCUUAGAGGAUUCUCUCGACUUGUGGGCAGCUAUUCUACAGCAAACUCCUUCAGAUGCUCCUUCGGAGGGUCUUUUGGCAUUGUCUCAGUCCAUUCUACCACUCUUGGAAACAGGGAGUGAGCUCUUGAGACAGAUAUUUGAGAUUGUAGAAUCGUAUACGAUAUUAUCGCCGACAACGGUCUUGUCUUCUCAAUUUCUCAAUCCACUCCUCACAUCCAUGAAGUCUCUCCUGGCAAUGCUGUCUUCAAGUCGAGCUAGAGACUCGUCACAUGCGCCACAUGUUCUUGAGAAUCUGAUUGCAACGAUAGCUGCAGAAACAGAACAAACCCUUCCUUCGCGCGAAGCAUUAAAUCACCUUCUCACCUCGAUGCUCAAUUCCGGGUAUCUGGCUGCUGUUUUGGAAAUCCUCAAAGAGGCUUAUGAAUAUCACCAAGACCCACGGCCGAAUCGAAAACCUCCCGACAUCAUCGGGCCAGGAGAAUCCAGUCUCUUCACCUUGAUAUCACGAUUGGUCUUACUCUCUCCAGACGCGACAAUUCAGGCAAUCUCCGCCACCAACAUCGUUUCCUCGACCUCUCUCUCGACCCCAGCAUGGCUUGUGACAGAAUGGCUCGCGCAGAUCGACAAUAUCGGCGACGUUCUACGCAAAAAGUUACAUGUGCUCGCCCUGACCAACCUGCUGAACGCCGGUACACCACCGGUCCCUCAGUUGGUGCUCGAAAACAUCCAAUCAUUCUUGACGACGUGGACUGACAUAGCGGUGGAGCUAGGAGAAGAGGCAUCCGAAGAGAGCAUGGGAGACUACCUCUGGCAUAACAGGCCGGCGACAGAUGUGCCCGACUGGCCGGAUGCGACGCCCGAGGACGGCCGCAAGAGAGUCUUGAGUAACAAGGACCCCAUCUACAUGAUGAACAUCCGUGACUUCAUCGCUGAGAGAUUGAAAGGUUUGAUGGAGAGAGUCGGGGGUGUCGAAAUGUUUGAGCGCGAGUGGUUGAGUAGAGUCGACACCGCGGUCGUCAAAGCCUUUGUCGAUUUGAAGGUGCUCUGA